Molecule: messenger RNA, 447 nt
Organism: Olea europaea var. sylvestris
Lineage: Eukaryota; Viridiplantae; Streptophyta; Magnoliopsida; Lamiales; Oleaceae
Product: probable WRKY transcription factor 51
Exons: 2
Coding region: 14-412 (132 amino acids)
Biological process (GO): regulation of DNA-templated transcription
Molecular function (GO): sequence-specific DNA binding; DNA-binding transcription factor activity
Source: RefSeq, a predicted model, not a curated record
CAAAAUAUCAAACAUGUCCGCUUUCAACUCUGCAAAGAACAAUACUUCUCAAUAUCAAAACCCUGACCCUAAUUAUCAUCAAGUCGCAGACAGUACUACUACUGAUCAGCUUGAUGAAUUGUUCGAUUUCAAAUUCUCCGAUUAUUUCGCAUUUGAUGGUGCCUUGGAGGAAGAAAUUUCUACGCAGGCAAAUGUGGAAAGCAGCUUCAAUGGAUCUUCGAGUUCAUCAACUCCAUUAGCUAGUAACAUAAGAAAAGUGAAGAAGUACAAGACAAACGAUGCGUUCAGAUUUGCAUUUCGAACAAAAUCAACGCUGGAAAUAAUGGAUGAUGGAUUUAAAUGGAGAAAAUAUGGCAAAAAGAUGGUCAAGAACAACCCCAAUCCAAGGUAUGUAAACCCUUCAAUUUUGUAGUGCUAAUUCACAAGAUUUUACUUUAUCUGUUGUCA